Messenger RNA from Colletotrichum lupini, 240 nucleotides. RefSeq lists its product as uncharacterized. The coding region runs from base 1 to 240 and encodes 79 amino acids. NCBI's taxonomy places the organism in Eukaryota, Fungi, Ascomycota, Sordariomycetes, Glomerellales, Glomerellaceae. The record is from RefSeq and is a predicted model, not a curated record. The transcript is spliced from 4 exons.
AUGGUUAGCUUGGCUUCCAAGUGCAACCACGGCCUUCUCAUAGGAUUACACUAUCUAUCUUGCUUCUCUGACGGUAGAACUGGGCGCACCUUGUUUAGUAGCUUCAUGAAUGCCGUUCUCAGAGCCUUUCGGAUCCAAGAGCGUGAUGAGAUUGUUUCUGAGGAGCUUUCUGGGCCCGAUCUAGGAACUCGUACCGUGUCCCCCAAUGGCGUUCAAGACCUCUUCUCAGAGAGGCAGUGA